Messenger RNA from Sporisorium graminicola, 1245 nucleotides. RefSeq lists its product as uncharacterized. Lineage: Eukaryota; Fungi; Basidiomycota; Ustilaginomycetes; Ustilaginales; Ustilaginaceae. The coding region runs from base 1 to 1245 and encodes 414 amino acids. The transcript has a single exon. The record is from RefSeq and is a predicted model, not a curated record. Gene Ontology annotation, molecular function: peroxidase activity.
AUGAAGUUCCCCUUCAACCUGUCCAUUCUUCUCUCGGUUGCCUUCAUGGCAGCCCCCUCCAUGGCGAUGCCCAACUUGGGAAAGAUGCUGGCUCCCGGACCCAACGGUGGACCUUCGUUUCUCGAGAGGCGCCUGCUUUCGGCCGAUCCCCUGCACCUGAACAACCUGUUCACCGACCUCACCAACAAGGUUAAGGAGCUGCAAAACGCUACAGACAUUCCGAUUGUCAGCGACUUGCUCAACACCAAGAUCAGCGAGAUUACACCCGAAACGAUCUACGCGUCCUUUGGUGUUCGACGUGAUGGUGGACUUCUGCCGCCUGCCGAAGACUCGGCUCACCCUUACAUUGCUCCUGCCAAGGGUGCAAAGCGUGGACCUUGCCCUGGUCUCAACACGAUCGCCAACCACGGUUACCUUCCUCGCAACGGUAUUGUCAACCCCAUCGAACUACUGGUUGGUACGUUCAAUGGCCUCAACCUCAGCCCGGAUCUUGCUGCCAUCCUCGCUGCUAUCUCUUUCGUCGGUAUGGGCGACUUGCUGCAGCUGAAGCUCUCUAUCGGGGACGGCUACGGUCUCGGUGAUGGUUUGAACCACCACGGUAUCCUUGAAGGUGACGGUUCGGUUACACGCAAGGACCACUAUUGGGGUAACAGCUGGGACGCUGAUCCGACUCUGGUGGAAAAGUUCAUCAACGAAACAAACACCUACGGCAACGGCAACAUCAACAUUUGGUCGCUUGCCAACUCUCGUUACCGUGCUUGGGAGGAUGGACGCAACAACAACCCCGUCUUCGACUUCAACCCUUGGCGCAUGCUCGUCGCGUACGGUGAGAGUGGUUUCGUCCACGAGAACCUGCGCGGAUCGUUCGUCAAGUUUGACGAAGAGAUGAUUAGGAGCUGGUUCCUCAAGGAGCGAUUCCCUAAAGGUUGGAGCAAGCGAAUCGUCCCCAUGUCCACACCGGAGAUUCUGGCCUGGGCCGGUAUCGUUGCUAUCCCUAAGCCUGUCCUGCCUGGUUGGAGUGUCGGAAAAGGCGCUUUCAUUCCCCUCCCUACCACCGACGGCGCUUACAAGGAGCUCAAGUCUCUGUUCAACCCUAACACCACCGGUGCUACCCUCGGUGAACUGUUCUGCGAUGCGGGUAGUGCCGUGCUUAGCUUUGUCCCUUCGCAGAUCACCAAUCUCCUCGCCGAUAUUGGUAUCAAGGGUGUCGAUUCUUCCUUCAGCUGCUCUUCUCUUGCAGCGUAA